This is a messenger RNA of Closterium sp. NIES-67, 5981 nucleotides long. The record is from the annotation of a GenBank genome assembly. NCBI's taxonomy places the organism in Eukaryota, Viridiplantae, Streptophyta, Zygnematophyceae, Desmidiales, Closteriaceae.
AGAUGCUGACCCUUGCCGUUUCUCUCCCGUCUUUCCCUCUCGACAAUUUGGGCCAUACUUCUCAAGCAGCCUGUAGCCACGCCUUCCCGUUCAGUCGCCCGAGUGCGCGGACUUAUAAAGCAGCGUCUCUUUCUCUUUCGCUCUGCGUGACGUGUUGUUCACGGCGCUGCGCGUACGUGGAACCCCAGCUCGAGUCUCCUUUAUCCCUAGUCUUUUUUUUUCUCUCGCGAUUCUCAGCCGUUGAUCUUCAUUCUCUUGCGUCAUGCCCGCCGAUCCCGAGGGCCCCAAGCGGGGCGAACCGUCCGCGCCUCAGCCCGCUGCCGCCAAGCCCGCGGAGGCGAAAUCGACUGCCGCGGGGGCUGCGACCGCGCCAAGCGCAGCAGCGCCGAAACCCGGACCAGCUACUCCGCCGUCGAAUGCGGCAGGCAAAGCGGGCGCGGUCGGGGGGAAAGUAGUAGCGCCGGUGGGAGCUUCCGCACCUGCUGCGAAGCCUGCGCCUACUGUGGCGGCACCUGCUGCAGCGAAGGCAUCAACAGCGGCAACUCCUGCGACGAAGCCCGCUCCGGCGACGGCUUCUGUGACGAAACCCUCGCCUGCGACAGCAGUUGCGACGAAGCCUCCAGGCACGGCAGCUCAGGCGACGAAGGCGGCAGGAGCAACGACUACCUCAUCGGCCGCGAAGCCGGCAGUCGCAGCAGCAGCCAGCACAGCACCGAAAGCCGCAACGGCGGGAGGAGCAGGAGCGACUCCUGCCGCGUCAGCGACUAAGGCGGGUUCGACUGCGACGGCCCCAGCGGCGAAGCCAGCAGCAGCGACGCCAGCAGUUAAGACUCCCGCGACGACUCAGGCUGCUACGGCCGCGCCAACCGCGGCAGCGACUAAAGCGGCGGCCGCGCCCGUUGCUAGCGCCAAACCCGCGGGAGCGACGCAGGCGGGUAAGCCCGCUGCGGCAGGUGCAGCAGGGGGCUCUGCGCCUGGUGCGGGAGCAGCGGGAGCUGCGGGAGCAGCAACGGCGGCUGCUCCGUCGUCUAAGCCAGCGGCGCCUGCGGCGGGAGCUGCGAAACCGGUCGUUGCGACAGCUCCAGCCGCGAAGGCAGGCUCUGCGACGUCGCCAGCAAUGAAGCCCGCUGCGACCAACGCCUCUGCGACGAAGCCUGCUGCGACAGUAACCGCGACGACUAAGGCUCCCACAGCUCCUCCAUUGGUGGCAAAAGCGUCGCCCGUUGCGACGGCUCCUGCGACCAAGACACCCCCUGCGACGGCUGCUGCGACGAAGGGUAGAGCCACGUCACCCCCUGCGGCGAAAGCAAGGGCCACGUCACCACCUGCGGCGAAAGUAAGAGCCACGCCACCUGCGGCAAAAGCAAGAGCCACGUCACCACCUGCGGCGAAAGCUGGUGCUGCGCCUUCCAGCGGGGCAAAACCCGCUGCUGCUGCAAGCCCUGCGCCCACGCCCGGGAAAGCGGAAGGGGGGAGUGGCGCUGGGGGAAAGGCAGAUGGCGGAGCGAAAGUUAGCGCACCAGCUGCUGUGGCAGCGGGGAAAGCAGCCGAACCAGCCGCAGGGAAAGUCAGCCCUCCUUCAGCCGCCUCGGGCGCAACUGCAGGCGCAGGCGCAGGCGCAGCAGGUGGUGGCGGAGGUGGGGGAGCGGGAGCAGUAGCGGGGAGGAAAGGAGGGGGAGAGAAGAAGAGUGGUGGCGGGGGCAGCGCUGGGGCUAGUGCGGAGACCGGUGGGGGGGAAGAUAAGAAGGAUGAUGUGGUUGGGAAAGGCAGCAAGGAAGAGAAGGGGGGAGGGAAAGAGAGUGCGGAUAAGCAGAAAGUGACUGCUGCAGGUAAGGGAGAGGGAGUGGGAGCGGGCAAGUCGUUCAUUGUUACGGGAGAUGCGGUGAAGAAGGACGAGCAGAGCCAGGAAAUUGUUACAGGGGGCAAGGCGGAUGAGAGAAAGGAAGAGGGCGGAGAGAAAGUGGAAAGUAGAAAAGACGAGGGAGAAAGGAAAGGGGAAGAAAAAGGGGGAAAGAAGGGGGAGGAGAAGGGGGGAAUUUGGGGAGAAGGGAAGGGCGAAGAGAAGGGAGAGAGGAGGCCGGAAGGGGAGGGGGAAGAGAAGGGAGAAGAGAGGGGAGGAAAGAAGGAAGAAAGGAGGGUCGAAGGGAAGGGGGAAGACAAGCCAACUGAAGUGAAAAGGUCAGACUUGAAAGGAGUGGCUAUAAGGGUAGAGUCGGUUAAAGCAAAGCCAGAGAAAGAUGGGGAGAUAAAGGGGGAAGAGGAGAAAGGGGAGUUGAAAAAGGGGGAAGAGACAAAGGAAGGGGAGACGAAGGGAGGGGAGACGAAGGGAGGGGAGACGAAGGGAGGGGAGAAGAAGGGAGAAGAGAAGAAGGGAGAAGAGAAGAAGGGAGAAGAGAAGAAGGGAGAAGAGAAGAAGGGAGAAGAGAAGAAGGAUGAAGAGAAAGCUGCCUUUAAGAAAGAGGAAGGGAAGAAGGGGGAAGAGCAAGUGGCGGUCGGUGGAAAGGUGGAGCAGAAGAUGCCUGUUUCUGGCAAGGGCGAUGGGGGGACGGCCAAAGAAGGAGAAAAGGAGAGUGGAGGGGUGGGAGAAAGAAGGGAUAGGGAGAAAGAAGGGGAUAGGGAGAAAGAAGGGGAUAGGGAGAAAGAAGGGGAUAGGGAGAAAGAAGGGGAUAGGGAGAAAGAAGGGGAUAGGGAGAAAGAAGGGGAUAGGGAGAAAGAAGGGGAUAGGGAGAAAGAAGGGGAUAGGGAGAAAGAAGGGGAUAGGGAGAAAGACACUGGGAAAGCGGGAGUAGGAGAGAAGGAAGGGAAGCAGGAGGAGGCGAAAGGACGGGACGGGGAGGGGGAAGAGGAGGAGAAGGGGGGUGCUAUGGAGGUUGAUGGGCGAAAGGGAGUAGCGGAGGAUGAGAGGAGGGCGAAGGGCGAAGAGAGGAAGGAUGACAAGGGUGAAGUCGAGAGUGCUACACAGCGAAAGGUGGAGGCAGAGGCGGAAGGAGGAAAGGUGGAGCAGAAGGGAGGGGGGGUGAAGGAGAAGGACGCGCAGGAAGAGGAGAAGGGACAUUUGGAGUCUGAAUCGGAGGAGGAAGAGGAGGAGGAGGACGAGGAGGAGGAGGAGGAGGACGAGGAGGAGGAGGAGGAGGAGGAACAUGAGGAGGAGAGGGAGGAAGAAGAGGAGGAGGAGGAGGAGGAGGAGGAGGAGGAGGAAGAGGAGGAGGAGAGGGGGGAGGGAAAAGAGGAGGAAUCGGAGGAGGAAGGGAAGAAGCCAACGCGGGCAGGCAGAUCGUCAGUGAUUGCAACUCCAGGCAAGGGCGCGAGAGACGGGGGCAGGGCCAUGGGCGGAAGGCGGGGCAGUGUGGGGGGAGUGGGGGAGCGUGAGACGGAGGGGGUGAUUCUGGGGAAGCGCCAGCGCAAGCCAAACGUGCGCCUUGGGGAGCUGGGCUCUGCUAGUGGGCAUCUCGCGUCCUCUGCUGCCGCAGCAGCUGUGGCAGCAGCAGCAGCAGCAGCAGCUGCAGGGGGGAAAGAGAGUGGUGCAUCCCCUGCAGGGAAGCGCGCCAAGUCUGGGAGUGGGCAGAUUCAUGUGGCGCCGGAUGCAGGGAAGACGGAGGAGAAGAGGGGUUCUCCUGCGCGCAAGUCCCCCACCCCUAAGAUCCGCCCAAUUCCGCAAGACAGCAAAGCUGCUGCGGGGAGGGAGGCGGGCGGAAGGGGAAAGGCGGCUGUAGCAGCUGUAGCGGCUAUUGGGGUGGGCAAGGGGGGGAAGGCUGUAGCAGCUCCGGGGGGAGCGGGAGGAGGGGUGAUGAAGGGUGGGAGUGCAGGGAAGAGCAAGGAUGGUGGGGUGGUAGGUUCUGGGGCGAAGAGGGGUGGCUCGGACACAAGCGCAGAGGAGGUGAGAGCAAUGGGGUGGAGCAGGAGCAGACACACGGUUGCCACUAGGAGUGCUGCCCUGGGGGGAAAGAGAAUGACACGGGACGAGGAGGAGGAUGACGACGAGAAGGAGGAGGAGGAGAAGGAGGAGGAGGAGAAGGAGGAGGAGGGGUAUGGCUCGGAGGACGACGAGGCGAACGGAGAGAGGAAGGAAGGGAGUGAAGCCGUGGGUAAUGGAGGGAGGAGAGGGAAGGCGGGGGUGGAGAGGGGUGGGGCAGUGCAAGGGAAGAGGACCCCUGUACCAGCCCUUAAACGCCCGAGAACGGACCACCUUGCUGCUGCUGGCGCUGGCGGUGCUGGCGCUGGCGGUGCUGGUGCUGGUGCUGGUGCUGGUGCUGGUGCUGGUGCUGGUGCUGGUGCUGGUGGUGCUGGUGCAUCCCACGGGGGUAGGGAAAGAGGGGCAGCAGGGAAGGCGGGUGAGAGGGCGGCAGGAAGGCAGAGGGAGGAGGCUGCCAAGGCAGCAGCGAGAGCAGCCAGCAGCAAUGGCAAGCGCGAUGGGAAGAGAGAUGACGACUAUCGGACCACCGCCAAGGCCACACAGGUCAAAGCAGGCGGGGAGCGUGAGGAGGGGGGAAAGGAGGGGGCACGGCGGGGCAGCGCGGGGGAGGAGUCAAGGCCGGGGUACCUGGAGAGGAUGACGAAAGGCAGGGAGCGGAUCGAGGCAGUGGGGGGCGUGAACGGGUGGCUGGAGUCGCUAGGCCUGGGUCGGUACGCCAAGGCGUUUGAGGAAAACGAGGUGGAUGUGGAGGCAGCCACCGUGCUCACCACAGAGGAUCUGAGAGACAUGGGCGUGGCGCUGGGCGCACGGCGCAAGCUCCUCUGUGCCAUAGCGGACCUAGUGGCCGGGCCUGGGGGGGCAGCGGCGCUAGGAGGGGCGCCGGGAGGGGCUGGGGGAGAAGGGGGGAAGGUUGGGGAGGCGGUGGAGAGGGAGGGAGGGGCGGGGAAGGAGGGGGGGGAUGUUGACAUGGAGGGGGAUGGGGGGAUGGAGGGAAGCGAGGAGUGGCGAGAGGAGGGUGUGGAGGCGAAGGAAGAGAAGUGAAGGUGACAGGUAGCAUACAUAGACUGCACUUUGUGCGCCUGUUUUGACUCUCUGCUCCCCUGCUCUCUCACCUCCUCCAACUCUCACCUCCUCCAACUCUCACCUCCUCCAACUCUCACCUCCUCCAACUCUCACCUCCUCCAAGUCUCACCUCCCCACAACUCUCACCUCCUCACUUCUCUCCUUGCGCUGUCCCAAUCAUGCUGCAUCCCUGCCAUCCCUUGCUGUCGGCUUCCUGCACCCCUCCCUGCUUGCACUGCCUCUCGGUUCAUGUUGAUUGCUGUGCUGCUCACACUCAUUGAGCUCAUCCCUCCUAUCCCUUCUCCUUGGCCUAUUUCUCAACACAUUGCCCCAACAUUCGUCAUCAUGGUUCAGCAUGCUCCACGCCACCAUUCAACAAAGCAUGCCACCAUGCCAUGCUGCCACUGCCCCGCUCCCGCGUUUGCCACAUUAUCUCCUCUGCCACAUCAUCACCUUUGCCACAUCAACGCCUCUGCCAUCAUCAUCUCUGCAUUUUUGCUUGGCUUUUCACCUUGCAAUGUGCGCACCAUACACCCAUACACCCAUAACUCCAGGGGCUUUUAGGGCAGGCAAGUAGCAGCAUUGGCAUCAGUCCUUGUUUGAACUGGCAUCCACCGGCAGUGAUAUUUCCUCUCCCUCUCUGCAGCAGCGGCAGCAGCAGUGGUGCUGGCGAAAUGCAGCGCUGCACUGUUCUGCAUCUGUAGCUAACUCUGGCUGUUCUGGCACCGGUAGUGACGAUAUGGCCCUUCGGCUGUUUGGCAGUUUGGCUGUUGGGCUGUUUCGCAACGAGGCGCCUAAUGCUCCACGUUUGCACGUUUGGUUUAGUGCGGUGUGCCAUGGGCUAUGGCUCUACUUGGGCUGUGGAUUGUGGGCUAGUUGCGGGAUUUGAUUUGGUUCUGUUCCAUUUGCUUGGAACGGGAUGGCCUUCACAAAGUUAGUUGCUAAGAUAUUUCUUGACCUAACUUCUCUGCUUUUACCAAGCUAAUCCUCCCUUUUCUACCUACCA